AUUUUGAGAGAGCGAGGCGAGCGCGCGGGGCGCGUGCGCGCGCGGUGUUGACGGAGGAACUCGGGACACCCCGGGACACCCCGGGAACGGGCGCGGGGCGGACACAGAGCAGCUGGGCUGCCACUCUCAUUCCUCCGCCAUGCUGCACGGACCGCCCUCGGGGACGGCUGGGGGAGCGACCCCGUAGGCGGUAGCGGAGCUGCUCACGUGAGGGCAGAGGAAUACCCGGCGGAGGCGCAGCGGGAGGUCGUGCACCCCGAGGGCCGGGGUUCUGUCUACCUGCGCACCCCACACCGGGCGGUCUGUGUGUCCGCACACCCCGGGAGCGGUCUCUGUCCCCACACCCCGUGAAGGGAAGCAUGCCCCGGGCCGCGCCGGGGCUCCCCCGGCGGCUCCCGCCGGCCCUCCGGGAAAUGUCCCUGGCCCAGGUGGAUUGAACGACAGAGUCGGUCCUGGAUGUUCGCAGCUUUUUGCUUCAGCUGGCAGAGAAGAAAAAAGGUGGACACUGACCUGCGGCAGUGGCUUACUGUGAACGGGAAGAAAUAUCGGACACUGUUCUAGGUUUAUCUGUGCGUGCUGCGUCCUGAAAAGGCCUCUGAAACAAUCAGUAGACGUCUGGGAAGAGAAUUGAGGAAGUCGCGAGGUUUUUUCUUCUAGUAGUGUCGAGCACAUAACCCUUGGAUUCUUUUGUCCACAUGGCAUGGAAACAUAGCUAAAUUUAUGAAGUUCUGAAUAUUUCAGCUGCCAAAAUAAAGUACUUUCCUCUUUUUACAUGCAGUUUUUCUUCUUGGCAACAUUCUUUCUGAGUCAGAGGAAUAACCAGUUAUGUUAACUGGCUCCAGGUAAAAUGUGGCCUGAGUCACUGUGGAAACAUUGCUGAAAAGUUUCAUGGCAGAUUUUUUCCCCCCUUUUUUCAUUUUUUUCGAUUUUCUGACAUUGUCUUCUCUCAUUUUUCAGUGAGACCGAUUUUAUAGAUGAAGACUUUAACAGAUGUUCGUUUAUCUUAUUUUGUUUUGUAUUUUAUUUAAUAUUUUUGUUAAAAAAAUAUUCUUGCCAAUAAGCAGUAUGGAGGUAUCCAGGUAACUGUUUACAAAUGCCUUUGCUACCGGAAGGUAGGAAAUGUUCUACAGUUCACAUGAAAUUUCACAUGUGAAAUUUGGGUUUUUGGCCUCAGAGUUUGUGGAGUAAAACGUGUAUUUAUUUCACUUGGAGCUCAUGCUGCGUAUAGAGGAAUCUACAUGGAAUAGACAAAGGAAGAACCUGUCAGAGAAAAUAAAAGGUUGUUAAGACAGACAUUGGCAGACUUUGUAAAUAGCCUUGCAGGAUCUGUAAGCAAGAAGGAUGGGGAGCUGAUUUCUGUGAGGUCAAAUCUAUGUCAGACUGCUAUGAAUGUAGUAUCAACGGGAACUCGGGAUAUUAUCUCAAGGAAGACAAACUGGAAAACUAUAAAUCACGCAGUACUAACACCUUGUGUGGUCCUCUUGGAUUAGGUUUGCAUUCAACUGAACUGCUACUGCAUGAAAGAAAAUUAAGAUGGACAGAGCAACUUAAUUCAAAAAUUUGGGUGUUGACCCUAGGUGUUGAUUUUUAUCCUUUCCCAGAAGUCUUGACUCCUGAUUGAUGCAGUUGCUUUCAGCUUCCCACUUCAUAGCAUGUUACUUAUUUUUGUAAACUGGAGACAGUACAUCAAUUUUUCCCAGAUGCUAUGCAGGGACUUGCCAUGAGGUGCUAAGCCUUUUUUCAUUGAUUCGGAGAGACUGGACCUAAAUGGCGCAGCAUGACUUUGCUCCAGCCUGGCUUAAUUUUCCUACACCACCAUCAUCAACAAAGUCAUCGCUGAAUUUUGAGAAACAUUCUGAAAAUUUUUCGUGUACAGAAAAUCGUUAUGAAGCAAAUCGCAGAAGACACAAUUCUUCAGAGGGGUUUGAUCCUAACAUUGGAAAGUCAAAUGGAGGGCAUUUUGGGCGAAAAGAGAGGAAUGGUUGGCGUUCACAAGGCAGAAAUGGUCCAGAAAAUAUAAACCAUCGUGGAGGGUACCAUGGUGGAGGUUCCCGUACUCGUUGCACCACCUUCCAUUGUGGAAAAGGCCAGGGACUGCAUGGGAACAGUGUACCUGAUAUUGAAACACACAAAAAGGAAGACAAAGAAGUACCUAACCAGUUUGAAGCUGAAGAUUUUCCGUCUUUAAACCCUGAAUGUGAGAGGGACCCAAACCAGAAUAAAUCUCUAGCUGCAGGUGUGUGGGAGUACCCUUUAAAUCCUAAAUCUAGGUCUCAGAGAAUGCUGGUCAUUAAAAAAGGCAGUACGAAAGAACUGAGGAUAUCUGGAUUCCCAGUAGUGGGAAAUCUUCACUCACAGCCAGUAAGAAAUGGAACUGGCACAAGUGUUUAUAAAGGAUUAGUCCCCAAACCUGUCACUCCACCUGCAAAGCCCACACAGUGGAAAAGCCAAGCAAAAGAAAAUAAGCUUGGGAAUGUGUUUCCUCAUGAAUCUGCAUAUGGUGUUGGCAAUUUCAGUCCUUUCAAAUCAACUGUCAAGGCAUUUGCUGUAACACAGAAUUCAGUUAAAGAGUGUAAUCGGUCAAGUUCUUCAUCCCCUGUUGACAAAUCUGGUCAGCCUCGUUUAACAAAACUGACAAGAAUGCGGAAUGAUAAGAAGAGUGAAUUUUUGAAAGCAUUGAAAAGAGAUAGAGUGAAAGAGGAACAUGAAGAUGAAAAUCAUCAUGGGCAAGAGAAGGAUGAUGAGUCCUUCAACUUGCAUAACGGCAACAGUUCUCAUCGUGAGAGAGACAUAAACCGAAACUAUGAAAAUGAGAUUCUGCAGGAGAAUGGCAAUGCUUCAAUUACACCUCAGCAGAUCAUUCAGUCUUCAGCUUUCCCUCAGGCAAAUGUUCUUUCAAGCUCACUUGAGGCAGAGCAUAGGUUGUUAAAGGAGAUGGGCUGGCAGGAAGACAGUGAAAAUGAUGAAACAUGCGCUCCACUAACUGAGGAUGAGAUGAGGGAGUUCCAAGUCAUUAGUGAACAGUUACAAAAAAAUGGCCUUCGGAAAAACGGCAUUUUGAAAAAUGGCUUCAUCUGUAAUUUUAAAUUUAGCCCCUGGAAAAACAGCACUUUCAAACCUGCUCUGGAGAAUGAGGAUUCUGAGACAAGCAGCAGUGAUACAUCCGAUGAUGAUGAUGUGUGAAGACUUCUGUAACACCUGUAGAAGCCCAUUUGUUCUGGUGAAGAUUUGGGGAUGUUUUGUCCAAAAAAAGAAUAAUUUAAUUUAUGUAGUGACCUACCCACUACAGGAAGAAUGACAGGAGUUUUCCUGAAGGAAGCAAGGAAUGUUUUGUUGGGUGUGUUGAAAAUCACUAUAAUUUCUCUGUAAACGAAUGGUGUAGAAUGAGGCCUUGGGUUGACCCAGCAUUGACUUCCAUCAUUGAAGCAUUUCUGACUAGCAGUGUGACAAUGUUACAAAUCAGACUUUCUCACUUAAUAAUAAAAGCAAAGAAUUGUGUAAUGUCUUGCAAAGCUUCUGUCUUAAAAUGUCUAAGGAAAAAAAAGGCAACUUGACACAGUGUUUUGCUUGCCAAGUCAUUUCUUUCUUACAGUGGAAAUCAACAAGUCCACUUUGUACACAAAAAGGGCAAUAUAGCAUGUUGGAUAAAAUGAGCGAAGUGCACUAAAACUCUUUUCCUUAACUGAGCUGUUGAACUGUUCUACAAAUAACUGCUCUUUAGCUGUUUGUAGUGUUGUCGUUGUUAUUAAUGACAAAAGACAAAAUGUUAGAGAUCCAAAUUUGUAGAACUAACUUUUAAACUGAAAGCUUUAACGGGUGUUCCAAGACCCUUAUUCUCACAAUGACUUGUGGGAAAAUAAGCAGUUUGAUUUUACUUUUCAACAUGCAGAAAAAUCAUUACACUGACUGGAUUUGUCCACUACAUGGGAAAUAAACUGAUUUACAGAGUAU
This is a messenger RNA of Parus major (Great Tit), 3951 nucleotides long. It is a transcript of the gene GPBP1, whose product is annotated as GC-rich promoter binding protein 1. NCBI's taxonomy places the organism in Eukaryota, Metazoa, Chordata, Aves, Passeriformes, Paridae. The transcript has 14 exons. Bases 1768 to 3183 code for a protein of 471 amino acids. Gene Ontology annotation, molecular function: RNA binding; DNA binding. The record is from RefSeq and is a predicted model, not a curated record. Gene Ontology annotation, cellular component: nucleus. Gene Ontology annotation, biological process: DNA-templated transcription; positive regulation of DNA-templated transcription.